ACACUUUUCUUGUCCAAAAGUGUACCACUCAACUCUGAGCCACUGCUUGUGGAGCACACGUUGAACCUAUACUGCUUCUACUUCAGCUCUGGUUUGAAUUCAGCUAACCGAGGACACUGACGGUCGAGGCUUUUGUAGGCACAAAUUACAAACGCCAGCCGAGAUAGAUUGUUGUGUUUGACCACAGAAAGAAUUGUUUGGCAUUUAGACUGCGAUCCAGGUUACAAUGGUCGGAAUGUGGCACUGCUCACGAGGAAACGGGAAACCACCGUGACGUUAAUCCUCAUCCGAUGUGUGCUUUUGUGCAAUAUCUGUCUUUGCAGAAUGUCAGCACGUGCCGACGGUCGAAGCAGACACACAGCAAGGUUAUAAAGAGUCUCUCACUGGGGACAGUCAUCUCAUCACACUAUCGGCAGCCGUCAGUGACGUGAAAACAUUCACCUAGUGUAGAAUUCUUGGUUUGUCUGUUCAUUAUCAGUAACCAAAGUCCACACAUUUUGAAUUGGUCACCCGGAGGACUCGCCUUGGCUUUUAUCACAUUUCUAUAGAUAAAGUUUCAUAUCGUUUGUGAAAAUACUAGCCAGCAAUAUUAGUCUUCAAACUUAUCAGCAUCCUGGUUGGCCUGAUUGUUGUCCACACCUUAGUUUACACAUCACCGCACCCAGAAUCAUCAAGGUUAGAAACAGCCUUGAGCAGUUUUAUCAGGUUCGCUGUGAGCUUACAAACAGUAAGUACAUAGCAAUUGUCUGGGUGAGGGAGGUUAACAUGCACAGUUAAAUCACUACAACCAUAGGCCUCUUUUCCAAAUGAGGAUUAAAUGCUAUUUAGCAAACUUCAAGAUAGUAGUCAAAGUUUUUUUCAUCUCCACUCCUCAGGUUUUCUCAUCUGUUUAUACAGACAACAGUACAAAGUGCAAUCCAACAUUGUGCCACAGCACAAGGUAUAUCAAUUAUGGCUCUAACUUAUAACAAUUUUAGUAAAUGCUUAAUCUUAUUGUUUUCUUGACUAACUAAUCAAUCGCAUGGUCCCUAACACAUUAGAAGACAUUGCGAAAAGCCCAUCACAAUAUCCUAGAGUCCAGCGUGACUCGAUUAUUUCUCUUGUUUUGUCCAACCAACUGAUUUUUGGGGGAUAAUUGAAAUACAAGAGGAAGAAAAUCAACAAAUUUUCGCCUUCGAUAAUCUGGAACUAAGACAUUUUUGUUUGAAAAAUGACUCAUACAAUUGAGGUGCUAAUUAAUUUUCUAUCACUUAUAUAAAUGAUAACCAACAAUCAGUGAUCUGAGGCCUGUAGUACGAAGCAGGAUUUGCGGUUAUCAAGUAAACUUCAGGUUCAUCUCUAGGUUUUCCAUCCUACUUAGCUGGUUCUCUUCUAACCAUAAAUCACCAUGGCAACUUAUGCUAAACUGCUCCAGAUCAGGUGAAGUUCAAGAUAAGAGAUCAAAGCCAGUCACCAGUCCAUUUACUGACCAAUGAGAUCACUGGAAAACCAGAGUAAUUAUUCUACAGCAUCCCGAGUUUAGAGUAAAGCGCAGCAGCUAUCGAGCUCAACAGUGACUGCACACUUUUAGAACGGCUCCAGUGCUGGAAGUGAAUUUCAGAUUCACUCACUUCAAUGAUGUUUCAUAAAAUCCGUAUACAAAGUCUUUUUAACCUGCACAUAGUAUUGUUUCACAACCUCAUAGCUGGAAAGUCUACCUUGGGUGGUUACGACAUUAUGGCUAAUAAUCAAAAUGUUUCUUCAGAUUAUGAAUUGGAUUUUCACUUCCGUGGGCUGUUGAGCUCUUGUUGUCCACUCUGGAUUUAAACAGUUUCUAAAAAAGAACAGAGGGAGAGUUUAUCACACUAAAUAAACACAAAGACUCAUUAAUAUUAGAGCUUAAAUUUAUUUCAAUAAAGAUUAUUGAUUCCUGACAGAAUCUCAGACAGUGUUUUACUUUCUCAUUCUAUCACUGCAGCUCAGAACAACACAAGGAGACAACAACGAUAAAUAGGAAUACUGUCAGCAACCUAAUAAUGAUCCUUCCUCCCAUUUGGGGGGCCAUCCAGACGUUUCGUGAAGGCCUCGAGUUUCGUUACAUCUGCUCUUUCCUUGGACUUGCAGCUGUUGGUGUUGGUUCCUGGUGCUUCCACAUGACGCUGCUGUAUGAGAUGCAGCUCCUGGACGAGUUGCCAAUGAUUUACAGCACGUGUGUCUUUGUCUACUGUCUAUAUGAGUGUUUCAAAGAAGAGAACAGCAUUAGUUUAUUUCCUAUCGCUUUAUUAUUAAUCUUCAGUGUCUCAGUCACUGUGGUAUAUUUACAGUGGAAGGAGCCGGUGUUUCACCAGGUCAUGUAUGGUGCUCUGGUAGCCUGCCUAGUGAUGCGGUCCAUCUUCAUUGUUACGUGGGUGUACCCCAGGUUCAGACCGUUGUGUUACACCUCCUUAGGUAUCUUUCUGUUGGGAUUCCUUCUGUGGAACAUUGACAAUAUCUUCUGUGACUCAUUAAGAGCCAGUAGACAAACGCUGCCUCCUGGUGUAGGAGUAGUAACACAAUUCCAUGCCUGGUGGCACAUCUUCACAGGCCUGGGAUCCUACCUGCACAUACUUCUCAGCCUGCAGUUCAGGUCAACCUACCUCAAGUACAGACCAAAAAUAACGUUUGUGUGCGGAGUGUGGCCCACGUUGCACGUUGAACCACAAAAGAUGAGCUGAAGUUAAGUGACGGGCAGCAGAUUGAGGAUGGUGACUGCCAUAACCCACACACCACAGGGAGCUGCCAGUGUCCACUGCUGGGAGCUCAGCCAACAUGCAGGGGGCAGGUGGACCCUGAGACACCACCCCAGAGCGCCUUUGGCUCUGCACUGUGGGGAUUUUACUAAAUACAGUAUAGAACUGAUUCCACUGUUGAGAAAUGGAAGUUUUUUCAUCAAUCAUAACUUAUUAGACUAGCCUUUCUGUAACUUUAUUGUUAUUUGAUUUGAUUUGUUGUCAAUGCAGACAGGAUGUGUAGUGCACUGCAGUGGUAACUGUUGAAGGGGUAGCUCGAUUUGGGAAGGGGCAAAUAAUUGAUAUUAGCUUAUUUAUUGUUGUCCAAUCUGUGAAUGUUUAAAUCCUAAGUCUUAAGAAAUUCAAAACUAAAAUAUAACUAAGACUAUUGCAUAUGUGUAGUUGCGUAAGAAGUUGAGGGAGCUGAGUAUCAUUUUGUUUUUGGAUGUGCUCACUACAUAUGGGACACACUAACUACCAGCUAGAAUGUGAAAGUGGUGCUGUGUUAUUGUAGCUCAGCUGACUUGAAUGGAAGACCCGUAUUCAUUUGUUUGGCCUCAGGCCUCAUCUUUUACUUGACAUUGUCCAAUCCAAACAUGCAAGCCUGGAAUUCUUAGUUUCUUUUUUUGUUGUUGCCAAAGUUGCUCUGGGAUUCAUGUCAAGUAAUGUGUGAGUCAAUAUCUUACCUCAUCAUAAAGAAACAAACACAUAUUUAGAAAUGCAGUGUUAACAUGUAGUUUUUUUUUACAAAACAUCAUUGCACUCACUGUUCCUCUUGUUCAGGACCGGGUUUAAUGCAAGCCGGUCCACCUUUUACAUCUGUAUACUUUUACAAGGCUCCACAGUCGUUAAAGUGACACAAGUUUAUGGUCAAUGAAGGACCGAGACCUUAGAGCCUCUUUUCAAACCAACUCAUAUUUUGUGUUGGGCUUGUGUCAGAAUCACAGUGAGCCUCCAUUGUGGAUGUGUUAGAUGCAGAGGACCAGCAUCUAUUGGAUUUGAUCAGGUAUAAAUAAUGCAAACAUGUAGAAUUAUCACGGGAAAUGCAUCGGGUCAGUGUGUCCAUAGUCUGUUGCCAAGCCAUUACCACUGGCCAGAUUAUUGCAGAUUAUGUGUUCAGCUAGCAUCGAAGGCAUUAUGAGUGCACAUGUUAAUAUCUGAAACCCACCUUAUCAAAACCGGCUAACAAAUAUGAACUGUUUUAGAAAGAAAAAAAAUCGAAUCAAAUUGUGGAUAUUAAAGGGACCAAAUGCAUGUGAAUGAUUGCAUCUUGGAAUGGGAUACUAGACUGCCAGUUCCAGGAAGCUUUUUAUCCCCUUCUUCCUCAAUAGUGUCCCUAUCUUAUGGUUUCUUGAUUUCAGUUAAUAGUUUUGAAAUACUUUUAUCUACAAUGGUAAGAUAGGUCACCAUCUCCCCAAAAUACUACUCAGUUUUAUUUAUAAUUUAUUUUUGUUGUUUAUUUAUCUACACUGCGGCAUCAAGAUGAAGAGUCUAAUGACACAUACAUACCUUGCAGAGGUGUGAAACAGUCUCUGACAGAGCCACUAGGUGGCAGUAAUAUCCAUCUUAUUUCAGACAUUGCCAAGCAGGCCAUAGUGCAUUGACAUACAACCUAGCUACUGAAAAAAACCUAUCUUACCAUUGCCUCAGUUUUCGUGUGCUGGAUGUGUGGCAUUAAAUGAAGGGCUUUUUGUUUACAAUAUUUGUUUUGCUACUGUGAAAUUAUGGACAUGUAGUGGUUAAACUGGAAGAUGCACAAACUUAUUGCUAUAUGGAAACCUUUGCAUACUCGUGGCUUGCCAAUCUGCUGUGUGCUGGUUUAUCCUCUGAGACAACACAGUCGUUUGUCAUUAUGCAUACAAGCCGUAUCACUAACUCUGAUAUGUUUCAGUGUGUCAACUGCUUCGACCCAGUGUUACAAACAUUCAAAAGCACAGAAGUACAACGUAUGAAAGAGAAGUAUUAACGUUGCUCAAAUGUCAGUGUGGAAAACCUUCAGUGUAUCUUAUCACUGCUUAUCAGCUCUCAUAGAGGGUGCCUUAUUGCUAUCCCUGCAGUGUAAUCCAAGAUGCCUUGAUGUUUGCCAUAAACCAUUCAAGUUGUCCCUUGUGUUUUGCCCUGUGCCCUCCCCCCGGGUAUCAGCAGUGAAAGCAUCAGGACGACGAGCAACGGCGUCUAAAGCAAAGUGUGUGCCUGAGUCUUUGGCCUUCCAUUCAUUUCACGUGUCCAGCAGCUUCGAUACAGGCCGUUCUACUGAUGUUAACUGUAGCUGAAAGCGAUAAUACUUGUGUUGAUGCCAGAAGAGCAUUUCCUUUUUUGUUGAACUUUAGUCAUGUGCCAGUCUUUGAUGAUGCCCCAUAUUGUCGAAUAAAAGAAAACGUUUCGGACAA
This is a messenger RNA of Scophthalmus maximus (turbot), 5137 nucleotides long. It is a transcript of the gene acer3, whose product is annotated as alkaline ceramidase 3. Gene Ontology annotation, biological process: ceramide metabolic process; phytosphingosine biosynthetic process. Gene Ontology annotation, cellular component: endoplasmic reticulum membrane. NCBI's taxonomy places the organism in Eukaryota, Metazoa, Chordata, Actinopteri, Pleuronectiformes, Scophthalmidae. The record is from RefSeq and is a predicted model, not a curated record. Bases 2016 to 2693 code for a protein of 225 amino acids. The transcript has 11 exons.